AGUAAAAUCCACGCAGGUUUCCACGCCUGCCACAGACCCCGAGAGGGACUCAUUAGUGGGAGUCACGACGCAGGACAGUCCGUGUUGUGUUCAACUGCCGCUUUAAAGGCUCAUUUCCUGCCAUUGUCACGCGUGUCGUGGGCAGGAAGAGGGAAACGAAAGCAGACCCACUGGGGGGGAUGGAGGGGGGGGGGGGCGACCUAUUUAAACACGACAUGAUCGCGGACAUGAACACAGCCGACCGAGGACGCGAUCAUGUCCGUCCUUCCCCGCCCUGACAUGAUUGUUUAGGAGCAGCAGGUGCGUGGGGGUCCAUCCUCUCUCCGGCCCGGGAAUGUCUUCCACCAUCGAGAGGAAGACGCUGGAAGCUAACGAGGAGCCGGUGGAUGAGGUCCUGCAGAUGCCGCCUUCUUUGCUGACGUGCGGCGGCUGCCAGCAGAGUAUCGGCGACCGCUUCUUCCUGAAGGCCGUGGAGCAGUACUGGCACGAGGACUGCCUCAGCUGUGACCUCUGCGGAUGUCGCCUCGGGGAGGUGGGCCGCCGGCUCUACUACAAGCUGGGGAGGAAAUUAUGCCGCAGAGAUUACCUCAGGCUUUUUGGGCAGGACGGCCUGUGCGCUUCCUGCGAGAAGAGGAUAAGAGCCUUUGAGAUGACCAUGCGUGUGAGGGACAAGGUCUACCACCUAGAAUGCUUCAAGUGCGCUGCCUGCCAGAAGCAUUUCUGCGUGGGAGACCGCUACUUGCUCAUCAACUCAGACAUCGUCUGCGAGCAGGACAUCUUUGAAUGGACUAAACUCAACAACAACAACAUGGUGUAGGAAGGAAAUCACUAGACUUUUUUUUUUGUGAAGACAUCUUUGAUACACUUUUUCUAGCGCCAGGCGGACUUUAAACUGCACCUCCUAUUCCAAGCAAGACCAGAGACAACUAAAACCACACCUCACCUCAUUGAUGCAAAACAUGCUGAUAAACAUGCAAUAACCUGUGCACAGAACAAUAAUGUGGCUCUGAUUGGAAGUCAGAGCAUUUGGAGCAACGUUACAGUUCAUUAACGAAACACGUACCAGCUAAAACAUGUAUUUGUACCAAUUGGGGUGUCUUGAUCGGAUAUUCAUAGCAACUAUCGGGCCUAUAUCAACAAAACAAGUAUCGGUUGAUAACGGACAUAUAAAAGCUCUGAUACAAGCACUCCGGCAGCGUCUUAACAUCUAAAUGUUAAGCACACAAGCUUGAUCUUUUCUUGUAUUUUUAUCAAGUCAUGGACAAAAAGGUAAACAUGGCAGGCUAAAGGCUACUAGCAGCUACACAACAGCGAAGCACAAAAUAGCCCAUAAGCUAGUGUUUUUAAUUUGACAAUAUUGCAGUCCCCAACAGCUCAUUAGUCAAUAUAAACAAGUAUGGAAUCAGUAUAGUUGUAUAUCACCUAGAGUCCUACACUAAGAAAGACCCCAAGGUGGAAGUGCAUUAGAUAGCAUCCACCACCUAACGCAGGGGUCGGGAACCUUUUUUGGCUGAGAGAGCCAUGAAAGCCAAAUAUUAUCAAAUGUACUUCCGUGAGAGCCAUAUAAUAUUUUUUAACACUGAAUACAACUAAAUGAGUGCAUUUUUAAGUAAAACCAACAAUUUAAGAGUAUAGUAAGUAUCUUCUUCUUUUUAAUAACAUUGUUAUUCUGGAGCUAUUUUAUUUUUUUCAAUAUAGAAUAAAAUAGUUCUUACCAUUAAUGCGACUUCUGGAAAAGGCGCGGAAGAAAACGGAUGGAUGAAUCAAAAUGCAUGAGAAUGUUUUAUAUUUUGAACCUCAUUUUCAACACUGAUUGCCAGCGGAAUUAUUCAUUACUUAUGGCUGUGUUUUUCAACCACUGUGCCGUGGCACACUAGUGUGCCGUGAGAUACAAUCUGGUGUGCCGUGGGAGAUGAUCUAAUUUCACCUAAUUGGGUUAAAGAAUAUUUUUUGCAAACCUGUAACUAUAAUUAAAAAAUGUGCUGUUAUUGAGUGGCUGUGCUUUCCAGAGCACAGCAGAGUAACCGUGUAAUACGAUUCCAUAUCAGUAGGUGGCAGCAGGUAGCUAAUUGCUUUGUAGAUGUGAGGAACAUGGUAUGUCGUGAUCACAAUAUGCGGGAGGCAGCGUUUAGGUAACAAAGUAUCCAACACUUAAACCAAAAAUAAACAAAGGAAAGUGCCGCUAAGAAAAGGCAUUGAAGCAAAACAAAACUAAAACUGAACUGGCUGCGAAGUAAAUAAAAACAGAAUGCUGGACGACAGCAAAGACUUACAGCGUGUGGAGCAGACGGUGUCCAUGGCAUGACAAUCAACAAUGUCCACACAAAGAACGAGUGCAUCCGCACAACUUAAAUACCGGUAGUCUUGAUUGCGAAAACAAGGAAAGCUGCGGAGAAAUAACAUUCAAGGAAGACAUGAAACUGUUACAGGGAAAUACCAACAAAAAAGGAAAAGCCAACAAAAUAGGAGCACAAGUCACUGGAACACACCUGAAAACUCAAAAUAAGUUAUGGCGUGAUGUGACAGGUGGUGACAGUACACCUUCGUUGAGACAAGAGCUAUAUUAAUGCAUGUGUGGUUAGUGUUUGAAUGCAUAUCCGACAAUUGCGAGAACGACUUUAUAUUGUCAGUAUCAGCUACUGAUUUUCAUUUUUUUAUGUUUUCUGCUGGUGGUUUGCCUCUGAAUUUUUUCAAUUAAAAAAAUGUGGCUUGGCUCAGAAAAGGUUGAAAAACACCGACUUAUCGUGUUAAGCAACGCCAGCUAAGAUGUAUCUGAGAGCCAGAUGCAGUCAUCAAGAGUCAAAUCUGGCUCUGGAGCCAUAGGUUCCCUACCCCUGACCUAACGGGUCUGCAUCAUUCAACUUACUCUAUCAUUCCCUCAAUAAAAUUAAUUAUUGUGACCACAAACUCUCCACUUCAAAAAUAUAACUCUUGUCAUAAGAUUCAUGUUUUCAUACCCACGUUUGUUGUCCAUCCCAUCCAUCCAUUUUCUACCGCUUAUUCCCUUUCGGGGUCGCGGGGGGGCGCUGGCGCCUAUCUCAGCUACAAUCGGGCGGAAGGCGGGGUACACCCUGGACAAGUCGCCACCUCAUCGCAGGGCCAACACGGAUAGACAGACAACAUUCACACUCACAUUCACACACUAGGGCCAAUUUAGUGUUGCCAAUCAACCUAUCCCCAGGUGCAUGUCUUUGGAAGUGGGAGGAAGCCGGAGUACCCGGAGGGAACCCACGCAUUCACGGGGAGAACAUGCAAACUCCACACAGAAAGAUCCCGAGCCUGGAUUUGAACCCAGGACUGCAGGACCUUCGUAUUGUGAGGCAGACGCACUAACCCCUCUGCCACCGUGAAGCGUUUGUUGUGUUUUUGUAAUUUCGCUCAUCUUACUUUUUCUAACUUUCCACACUGAAAAAAAUAGGAGUAUGCAAUUUUAUGCCGUACUGUUAGUCGUUUUCAUACUCACCAUUGUUCGGUUUGACUAAAUUUCUUUUGAUCAAACCUUUUCUACAAAAUAGUAAAAGUAUGUAGUGAGAUUAGUGCUGAUACUGUAUGGGAUUACUAUCGGCAUUGGCCAGCAACACUCAAUCUGUAUCGAGUCGGAAGUGAAAGUCAUGUCAAGACACCCCUGGGACCAAUAGUAGCACGAAAGUACAUUUUUGGAGUGAACAUUUCUUUAAUAUGAUAAAAAAAUGCUUGAUCAUGUGCUACAUUAAUUUUAAAUAAGCACAUAUCUGGUGGCUGUUAUCAAACAAUUGCACAUUUUUGACAGUUUAAUAUGGUGUCCCCUUCAAUUCCUUCUUUUAUUCAUCUUUUCAAAUGACUCAUCUAUUAAGCAUCCCCACCCUUUUAGGCACUUUUCAUUUCAUUUCAACGUUUACACAAUAAACAGUCAUUUGAAGGAACACUGA
Nerophis ophidion (straightnose pipefish) is the source of this 3908-nucleotide messenger RNA. Its product is annotated as rhombotin-2. The record is from RefSeq and is a predicted model, not a curated record. Gene Ontology annotation, cellular component: nucleus. Bases 335 to 817 code for a protein of 160 amino acids. The transcript is spliced from 3 exons. Lineage: Eukaryota; Metazoa; Chordata; Actinopteri; Syngnathiformes; Syngnathidae. Gene Ontology annotation, biological process: positive regulation of transcription by RNA polymerase II. Gene Ontology annotation, molecular function: transcription coactivator activity; DNA-binding transcription factor binding.